AUGCGAAUCGCUCCUGGUGCUUCAAUCCUUGCGCAGGAGACGUCCGGGCUGAUUUUCGUCCUGGCGGUGGCGAUCUCAGCCGAAGAGGAGCACUUUCUCGACGUGAAGCAGAUUGUCAAGGGAACCAUUGAGGCCGUAGCAAAGUUGCCCAUACCGCAACAGAAUACCAGCGCGGAAGGAGAGAAGAAUCCUGAAGACUUCUACAGACUGUUUCAACUGCCAGCCGACAUCAUGACCAAGCUGGCAGAGGAUGCCGGCUAUAUAGAUCCACGGACAACAACAAGUGGCAUGCAUCUUUGCGCAGAGUAUUAUGUUCAAAGGACGUUUCUUUGUUGUAUUGAUCAUCCCUCUUUAUACGAGCUGAUAGUCUAG
Molecule: messenger RNA, 372 nt
Organism: Cooperia oncophora
Lineage: Eukaryota; Metazoa; Nematoda; Chromadorea; Rhabditida; Trichostrongylidae
Source: the annotation of a GenBank genome assembly